This is a messenger RNA of Leptidea sinapis, 887 nucleotides long. RefSeq lists its product as uncharacterized. The record is from RefSeq and is a predicted model, not a curated record. Bases 139 to 795 code for a protein of 218 amino acids. NCBI's taxonomy places the organism in Eukaryota, Metazoa, Arthropoda, Insecta, Lepidoptera, Pieridae. The transcript has 3 exons.
UCAAAAUAAUAAAUAUACUUUAAAGUAUAAAUUCACCUACCAAUAUUUAAUAGACUUGUUAUUUAAUUGUUUGUUUUAAAAUCAAUAAACAAAAUAAUAGAAUUAUUAACAAAUUUUGAGUAUAUAAAUGUAUUGAAAAUGCUGAAUAGCUUUCGAAAUACGAUUAAAUAUUUACGAUUUUCUGAUUUGGCUUUAACGGCAAACAGUACAAAGCAAUCUAAGACCUUAAAUAUUCCAUAUAAAUUGCACGAUAACCAUGAAUUCAUAUCAAAAGCUAAGGCAAUAUACUUCACUCCUAGAUCUAUCAAUUUGGAGAUAAAUGAAAAGCCUACUAUAAAUAAAACAAAACGGGAUCCCAUUUCCUACACACCAAUAGUUAAUCCUAGAUCGAUUUUACCUUUAAUUGACUCAGCAUGGAAGAAGGAUGAAAUAGCUUUGCCAACUAUUGACAGGGAAGAGAAACAGGCAGUACGGCUUAUUGUGAUUAGAAGAAAAAAGAUGAAGAAGCAUCAAAAGAAGAAGUUAUGGAAAAGGAUGAGAUUUCGCUGGGCCCGGGUCAAGAACAAUCGUAAAAUAAAAAAAGAGAGACUGUUUCAAAGUGAACUGGCACUGAUGGUAAAGCAGGCAAAUGAGUUCUCGGCUGAAGAGUAUGUAACCAACAAGAUCCAGCAAGCCAACCAUGUGCCCCUGCCCACACGCUGGAAACAUAAACGACUUCCACAAUUCAUUAUACGACAGUUGCUCGGCAUUGACAAGAAGAUUAAUUACAAACAUACAGAUGUUUAUAAAGCUUAGGAGAAAAUGGUAUUGAAAUUGUAGUGUUGUGGAAUGAUUUAUAACAAAUAUCUGAGAAAUUUGCUUGAAAAAUAGAUGUUCUUUUAACCCAA